Molecule: messenger RNA, 1764 nt
Organism: Symbiodinium sp. CCMP2456
Lineage: Eukaryota; Dinophyceae; Suessiales; Symbiodiniaceae
Source: the annotation of a GenBank genome assembly
AUGGUGGUGAUGCCGUACGCCGGGUUUGGAGCUCUACGUGAGUGCGGUGGUCUCCGGGCCAUCUCUCCCCGCUCAGACCGUGUCCUACAAGAGCCUCAUUCAUGGGGCCGAUUAAUGGCACUCUUCCUUCCCGCACCUGAGGAGGUGAUCGACCCUGACGCGGAUUUGUCGGAGCCUGUGCUUGACCAGGAUAGCACGUUAGCCGCUUCUGAUGGAGCGUGGGCACCACCUGUUUCGAAGGUGCCCUAUGUAGCUCGUUGGACUUCGACGCAUGCCCCGAGCGACGCAGCCGCCGCUAAAUGGCAAGCUUUUGCCCAAAGGCGGUGCUUCACAGAAGCGCACAUGCCAGAUGGCUGCUUUGUUCCCAUGGAAGGCAAGCUUAGUGGCAAUGUCCGUCGUGAUGCGGAUUACGCCACGAGAAUGAAGCUGCCUCCUCCGGGCCGGUGCCAAGGAGAUCCGCGCUAUUGGCGCGUGAUUUUCGAGAAGAGCGAGGCCCUCUGGAUCAAAGACACUCCGCAAACAGUGGUGCGUGGGCCCGGCUUAUCCGUGGCGGUGAACACGCAGAAUGGCUGGAAGCCGAGAUUGCCAAAGCGUACCGCCGGCGUUGCGGUGGUAGCAGAGGAAGUGGCCUUUGCCACUUCCUCUACGAUCCGUUUGGGUACCGCGGCCAUUGCCGCGGUAAUCCUUACAGCCGCUGCGGCGACUUUGUGCAGCGUGCGGCGGUGGAUCCCCACCGCCAAAGCCCGCUUGCAGCUUUCUGGAUUUAAUCCGGAGGGCAACAGUGCGCUGCUGAUUCCACCGCCGGCUGACGACUGGAGGCCGGACCGGAAGACUCCAGGGUUUCUGGUGGAGUUGGGGGUCAGGUUGUCCGAUUUGAAGCGAGAGGAGAGAAAGGAGGGUGUAGCUUACCUUAGAUCCCUUUUGGAUCAAGCCGAGCACGAACAUCGUGCUGUUCGUGCUCAUGGGCUCAACGCUGCCGGCCGUGCUAUAUUGCAUCAAGAAUGCGCCUCACGCAAGUUGCAGCGUCAGACGUCGGACGAUAAGACGUACAUGCUCUUCUGGCGCGCGUCGCGGGUCGAUGGACCGUCGAGUCCCGGAGCUAACGCUUCGAGAGAGCCUCUAGAGACUCAGUUGCACUCCAGCCGAAGCGCCCCGGAAUUGCCUGUGGCAAUCAAGCGGGCUGAUGAAUCUCUUUCGGGAGCGACUCUUGCCAAUAAAAGUAUGCGUUCUACCGCAUCCGGCGGAGCCGAAUUCGAAUUGGCACUGCUUCGGCGCGAGUGUGACAGUUUCAGGCGCGAGGUGGAGAGGUGCAGGUGCACCGUAGGCGACACCUCCUGUGUCGAGCUUUUGCUCACCGCCUUUACCUACGACGAUCCAGAGCUGACUGCUGCCGCAACCGCUGCUAAGCAGCGAGGGGCCAAGUUCGAUUGCUUAUCGACCUGCAAAAGGCUCACGCAUGCAACGAUUCUGGAAGGAUCUUGCAGCAGCUUUUGGAUGCGAAGGUCGAGGGCCGCGGGUGAUCGGGUGCUUCUCUUUGUGGGGUCGCAUAACUUCACCAAGGCGUCCCGCGCUAAUCGCGAAUUCGUGACCGAACUGCAGUUGCCAGCAGGCGACACGCGAGUAGCCGCAUACCGUUCCUGGUAUGAGGGACUUUGGACCUCUUCCAAGGAGAUCCAGGCGGAGGCCGGUCCAGGCCCAAGCAGACGAUUCCGGGGGAAGCAAGCCCCGCGUAUCUCCGCGCCGAGCGCUUCGCCGACGACGUGA